UAAUUAUGCACAAUUACAACGUCGAUCAUAAAUAUAAGUUCUAGACCCGAAUUGGAAAUUGGUUUGAAGAAUGGGAGUUGGAUGAAACCAAGUGAUCAUUUGUGCAUAAAUUAUAUAGGAAGAAGGACUACUUGAAAAAUAGAUAAAAUGGAUAACUGGCAAGCAUAGUGAAAGACACAAAGACACAUUUCAGUUUGAGAUUGGCAUCUCUCACAUUUCCCCAAGACGAUUACAUCCAUUUUGGAUUCCAUUUGAUGCUCUAGAAUCUGAAGACUUAGGGGUAUCUCUCAAUAGACAUUCAAGAGAAAUUGAAAAUAUAGGAAGAAGCAUACAAUAUUACAACUGCAUAAACUACACAACCUACAGUAAGAUCAGUGUUCGUGAUACUCCCCUAUACUAAAGAACCAAAUUACUAUGGAGAUGAUGUAUUACAUUACGGAUAGCAUUUCAGAAUUGUGGCAAAUCCCAGGAUAUCUAAUAAUAAAACAUUCUAUCUUCAUUCACUUCCCCAAACACCAACCAGAUGUGCUAAGAUAUCUAGAAAACAGGAGGUUUGUGCAAUUGAGAGUGAUGUAUUCAAUACAGUUUGGAAAUUUGAACAUGCUGAUCCCAAAAUAAGAUUUGAAAUGGAAGGACAACCAAUCAGAUCAGAUGAUACCGUGUUGAUUAAGCAUUCCUUCACUUAACAUUGGUUAGCCAGCGAUGAUAUAGUGUAUCAAAAUGAUUUUGGAAGAGAAAGUGAAGUCUUCGUGCAUUCUUAUCAAUGUUUGAACAAAACAUAAAAUUUGAUAGCUGAGAAGGAAGGGAGAACCACUAUUGAUAUUCCAUUAAGAAAUCAAGAGUAAUAGAAUAGUUAAUUUUUAAUAGGCCAUAAAACUUAUGGAGGUUUUAGGUGGCCAGAAAAUAAAACGAGUAAUUUGAUGAGUCUGUGAUGGAUGACAAUAGGAAUGUGAAGAAUUUGAUGAUAAGAGUGAAAUAGCAAAUCACUGGGAAAGGUGCUUAUGGAUUGAGAGGAUUGGCUAAAAUAUUUAUGGAGAUGGAUGAAAACAAAAGUUAGAUUAUAUAAAAUAUAAGUUUAGAUGGUGUAGUUGAGUAUAACGAUUUCAAGUGGGGAUUGAGGAAUUUUGGGUUGACUCUAUCAGAAGAUGAGACCAAAAUGAUCUUCUAAACAUUUGAUAAAAAUGGCAAUGGCAGAAUUGAAUUCAAUGAAUUUUUGGAUGCCUUCAGAGUAUUUCUAGAAUCUAAUUAGUUAUAAAUGAGCGAUAAAAGACUGUACUAUGUGUAAAGAGCCUAUGCAUCUAUUGAGUAAAGGGCAGGGAAGGUCACUCUCGAGACAAUGGGUAGAUUGAUCAACGCAAAGGAACACCCAGACGUAUUGAAAGGAUAUAAAACUGAAAGGCAAGUGUUUUAGGACUUCGUAUCUCAUUGGAACAAGAGUAAUCCUGACAGAGUGAUAUCGUUUUAAGAGUUUGGAGAGUUUUAUUAAGUAUGACUUCUUGUGUCUAUUGAUUAGGAUGUUUCAUCUUCUGUGUAGCAGGAUGAGACUUUUGAGGCUAUUUUAAAGAAAUCAUGGAAUUUAUGAUAAUUAUUAAUAAAAC
This is a messenger RNA of Paramecium octaurelia, 1598 nucleotides long. The record is from the annotation of a GenBank genome assembly. NCBI's taxonomy places the organism in Eukaryota, Ciliophora, Oligohymenophorea, Peniculida, Parameciidae.